UGAGGUAGUUGUGGCUCGGCCACGCGACCACGCAGCGAGGACUGGGCGCUGGUCAUGCAUGACAUUUUUGUCCCAGGUCAUCGACAAACAACCGCACAAAGCAGUGUUCGCGCUCCACGUUCUGUUCUCUCCGUGUGACUCCACGGUUUGAAGAUGGGAAUAUUUGCGUCUUUUGUUACUGUACCAGCAGCGGAGACAACGCAUUGAGGAGAUGUGAACCUAGGGAGACUUUUGAGAGGACGUUUCCGGACUUUCCGUGUCUGCGGCGUAGAUUUGAAGAUAGACUUUUUUCAUCACAGCGUUUUCGUGGACAGGGCACCGCUGAACGUGGAUUACAACUGCUGUUGUCAUCAACCAAGUUUGGAAUACCGAGGAAAAAGUAGGAGGAAGUUUGUGAAGAUUUAAGUCUACUGUCCAAUGACCAAGGUCCACAUUCGCGAAGAGAGAACUGUUGACUUUAAGUUUCUGAUGAUCUCCAGCACCAUGCCCCGCGCGUUACGGCUAUCCACAGUGUACCUGUUACUGGGCAUGCUGGCAGUGAUGGUGAGGCGUGGUGAAGCAGUGGACGCGUGUGACGUCUGCGACUGCAGCGACCCGACCAACAUCGACUGUCAGGACAGAGACUUGGAGGAAGUUCCGACAAACUUUCCACAGGAAGCACAAGCAAUAAUACUGAGCAACAAUAGAAUAUCAAGGGUGCCGCUGACUGCCUUUAGAGACUUGUCGGAUCUGCUCUUUAUAUACUUACACUCAAACGCUCUCACAACCCUUGAGGAAGGAACUUUUGACGACAUUCCCAAUUUAAUUGAAGUAUACAUGCGGGACAACCCGUUUUACUGUGACUGUAAUCUACGGUGGUUAGCGGUCUGGUUUCAGACCACGGCGGGGAGGGACAUUCUGAAGGACGACCCGCAAUGUCUGUCACCGGGCAACUUAAACGGACAGAGUCUGACCAGCGUCAGCGUGCAGGACAUGAUCUGUCCGACUACCGCCGCACCUCCUGUCACUGAGGCGCCCACAGAAGCGCCUGCCACGCCUGCCCUGAACACGUGGUGCCCGGAGGAGGAGAGUGUGCUGUUCACCUGGCCGAGAACCUUCAUCGACACUACGGCACGGGUGGCGUGUCCGGAGGGCGGCGGGACGGCCAUCAGGCAAUGUGCCUGGGGGUCUCCAGACGAAGGGGCCUCCUGGAGCGUGCCGAACGUCACGGCGUGUUUCUCCGACAGGGUGACACAGCGUCUGAGUGAGCUGGCGUACCUGCCGCCUGACAGAGUGCUGGACAAUAUAGACGAGUUACAGACCUGGACAUCUUGGGCUGAGCAGUUCACACUGAUCGACACCGCCCUGGCUGCUAAGACCUUGGCGACCCUCUCCGCCACCCCGACCCUGGACACGCAGCAGUGCUCCACAACACUGCGGUGUAUCAGUAACCUCAUGCAGGCUGACGAACAACAGCUGAUGGAGGCUCAGCGGAUGUACAACUCUGUAUCAAAGCUCAUGAGCGUAAUAGAGCCAGUGACAUUCAACACAGUGUUUGACGGCGACACUUUCGUGACAACUGCCGGGGACAUCGCUAUAGGUCUGGGAGCGUUUCAAACAGUACAGUUUCCCGGUGCCGCAUUCGUCCAACAGUCAACGGACGGCAGGCGGUCUUACCAGUCGGAUCAGGAGUUUGAAAUAUUCUUGAACGCUAAUGUGUCCGAUGGAGAUUUACUAGGGUUCAGUUCGAUAAAACUCCCCACGACGCUACUGGACAGGGUGAUACUAUCAGAACAUCCAACCGUGCAGUUCACUUUCUACAGGAGUGGCAAAAUGUUCGACCUCGUGAGCCAAGCUGACGGGAACUCCUCCUUCAGUAUGAUGAAACUCCAGGUGCCCAUCAUCUCUGCCACGGUGGGAGGGAUGCACGUGUCGAACCUGUACGAUCCUGUACAGGUCAACUUCCGCAGGCUUAUAACAACGGGCACUCCAGUAUGUGUGUUUUGGGACACAUCAAUAAACGACUGGUCAAGAGAGGGGUGUCAACUGGCUAGCGACCAGAAUGACAUCAUUACCUGCGAGUGCAACCAUCUUACAAACUUUGCCGUUCUCAUGGAUAUAUAUGGCAACAUAGACAACAUCUCAGACGCAGAUCUGACAGCCUUAAUGAUCAUCUCUUACGUGGGAUGUGCCAUCUCCAUGUUAGGGAUAGCUGCGACUCUUCUCACCUACUCUCUCUUCAGGAAGCUCCGGAGAGACAACCCCACCAAGAUCCUGAUGAACCUGUGCCUCGCGCUCCUCCUGGCCAUUCUGUUCUUUGUCUGCUCCGGGCCUGCGCACAACAGCGGCAGCCGAGGCGCCUGCGUGACCGUGGCCGUGUUUCUGCACUACUUCCUGCUGACGUCCAUGGCCUGGAUGGGGCUGGAGGCGCUCAACCUGUACCUGGCCAUCAUGAAGGUCUUCAACACCUACUACAGGCACUUCAUGCUCAAGUUCUGUAUCGCCGGAUGGGGUAGCCCAGCUGUUAUUGUCGCCAUCACUUUAGCUGUUAACGUAGAGAACUACACCCAAUAUGGAGGGAUUUGCUGGCUGCAGCCUAACGCGUUCUAUGGAGCGUUCCUGACGCCCGUGUGCCUGGUGCUCAUCCUGAACUGUGUCAUGUUCGGUCUGGUCAUCAGGCAGCUCGUGGGAGGGGCUGCCAACGAGUUCAAGAAGGCUGACAAAGUGGAGACAACCACGAAGCUGAGGGGCGCGAUUGGACUGGUGAUCCUCCUCGGACUCACCUGGGUGUUGGCCAUCUUUGCAAUAGCUGAAGCCAGCCUCACAUUCAGCUACCUGUUUGCCAUCGUCAAUUCUCUUCAAGGGAUGUUCAUCUUCGUGUUCCACUGUGUUCUGAAGAAGGAUGUCCAGAACCACUGGAAGACAAUCCUGCCAUGUGGGCCUAAAGGCAGACCUGGGACUCCAAGCGCAUGGACAGGGUCGAAGUCCAUGUCCACUCCCAGCCAGCUGCACAGAAGCUCCCGUGUGUCUGACAUCAACAUUAAAGCCUUCCACGCCAUGACAAUAGAGGACGCUGAUCAGAUUGAUGACUUCAACUCCAUAGGACAGGGUGGCUCAGACAAUGCAGAUGACGUAUCAGAAUCCGGGUCCAGACCAACCACAGCGUCUGGAAUCCGGCUGGACACGUCUUUCCGCAACAUAGACUUCCAGGCAUACAGUCAUCCACCAAUCACAGACUACUGCAACCCUCCCUCCCCCAUCCCUGAGGCCUCGCGAGAAUGCUCAGAUGAGAGCACAUCAGUAUAUGAUAUAGAAACAAUAAACGACAUCUCCGAAGCUUAGGGCUUCUGUGCAGGCCGCUGUCUAUACAAAAUAUAAAUUAUCAUGACACAUUUUGUAUAAUUUUCAUAAUAAUGUAUGAGACACAGUCACAUUCUGCUGAUUUCCAAGCUACUACAGCAGCUGUUAAAAUAAAGCCUUCCACUUUUUUUUAUACGCCAAUAUGUGGAUUUUUCUCCAAUUCUAAAUCAAAAUUUCUGGAAUGAAGUCCUUCCCUCUUGUCCUUUUGGCUCAUUUUAUACACUGUGAAACAGUACAGA
Messenger RNA from Branchiostoma floridae (Florida lancelet), 3578 nucleotides. Its product is annotated as adhesion G-protein coupled receptor G6-like. Gene Ontology annotation, molecular function: protein binding; G protein-coupled receptor activity. Gene Ontology annotation, biological process: G protein-coupled receptor signaling pathway; cell surface receptor signaling pathway. Bases 418 to 3321 code for a protein of 967 amino acids. Lineage: Eukaryota; Metazoa; Chordata; Leptocardii; Amphioxiformes; Branchiostomatidae. The transcript has 21 exons. The record is from RefSeq and is a predicted model, not a curated record. Gene Ontology annotation, cellular component: membrane.